This is a messenger RNA of Ochlerotatus camptorhynchus, 3724 nucleotides long. It is a transcript of the gene TBCD, whose product is annotated as tubulin folding cofactor D. Gene Ontology annotation, molecular function: beta-tubulin binding; GTPase activator activity. Bases 87 to 3557 code for a protein of 1156 amino acids. The transcript is spliced from 3 exons. NCBI's taxonomy places the organism in Eukaryota, Metazoa, Arthropoda, Insecta, Diptera, Culicidae. Gene Ontology annotation, cellular component: lateral plasma membrane. The record is from RefSeq and is a predicted model, not a curated record. Gene Ontology annotation, biological process: post-chaperonin tubulin folding pathway; adherens junction assembly; microtubule cytoskeleton organization.
GUGUGAUUCAGCUUUUCAUCCAGUGCUAAGCAACUGUUGGAAAAAAUCGUGUUUUCUGUAUUUUUCCUGUUUGAAAAUCGUACGAAAUGGUUGAAUCCGUGGCAGACGAUUGUAAAAAUCCGGACGAUGGACCGCAAAACGUGCUGGACGCGUUUGACACCCAGGACAAGGCGCGGGUGUUGGAGCUGAUUGGGCAGCUACCGGCUGCCGAACUGACGGAAGACCGUUUCGAAGAAGCUUACGAGGAAUACUCGGAAGUGCUGGCCAAGUACCAGGAACAGCCGCACCUGUUGGACGGCAGCUUGGAGGAGCUGGUGGAGCGAAUUCUAGGAUACAUAUUGGACAGGGAACAGAGCCAGCUUGUGAAGCACCGGGCGGCCAAGUAUCUGUAUCAGAUUAGCAAGGUGCGUACGUUCAAGGCGUUUCUGAAGUAUUUGCCCCAUGAGAUACGACACUUGAGCUUCGUGCUGGGGUACUUGGAACAGCAGGAUCAAGAGGAUUGGAAGAACUGGGAGACGCGAUUUGUGUGUUUGUUGUGGCUGUCCAUUCUGGUGCUGAAUCCUUUCGACUUGAGCCGGUUGGAUAGCGAUGAAGGUGAGAAGAGUACGAUGGAACGGAUUUACGAGGUGUGCAAGGUGAACUGUCUGAAGGAUGACAGCUGCACGCCGGUAGGAGCGUUUUUAACAUCCAAGUUUCUGAUUAGGAACGAUGUGAAGAAGGUUUUUUUGGGAGACUUUCUCGAAUGGGCCACUACCUGUAUGGAUAUAAUUGUGGAUCCGAAGCUUGGGCCACUGUCGGGAGUUGCAUGCGUUUUGAAGCAUGGAAAACGGGAAGAUCUGCUUCCGUAUGUGGAAAAGCUUGCCGACUGGGUUCUGCAUCUGGAUUACGAAAAAGUGUCGGCAAAUUUUAAAGUUUAUAAAAUUUGCAUCAAGAUUAGUCAAAGGAUUGGACUGGUGUUGCUUCCCCCUCGAAUAGCCAAGUGGCGAUACCAGCGAGGAGCUCGAUCGCUGUUGGCCAACGUUCAGAAGACUGUGACGACUGCGUCUCUGCAGGCGGAGACUCCAAAAUCGGACGAUUCCUCACCGGAUGAAGCCGAUUUCGAAGACGACGACGAAGUUCCGGCAGAAAUUGAAGAAAUAAUCGAAAAACUCCUGCUGGGACUGAAAGGCAACUCGACCAUCGUUCGUUGGAGCUCGGCCAAAGGAAUCGGCCGUAUUACGAAUCGCCUACCGAAGGCACUUGGAGACGAGGUGGUUUCCUCAGUCAUAGAACACAUCAGCCCUCUGGAGCAGGACGAUGCUUGGCACGGAGCUUGCCUGGCCCUGGCAGAACUCGCCAAACGUGGACUUCUGUUACCAGCGCGUCUCCCGGAGAUAGUUCCACUACUGUUGCAAGCUCUGGUUUACGACGAAAUCCAAGGCUAUCGGAAUGUGGGACAGAACAUCCGGGAUGCCGCGUGCUAUAUGAGCUGGGCAUUCGCCCGAGCCUAUCAUCCGGCCAUUUUGCAACCCUUCGUCGAGCGAAUUGCGUCUGCCCUGCUGGUGACGGUUGUUUUCGAUAGGGAAAUCAACUGCCGACGUGCAGCUUCCGCCGCCUUUCAGGAGAGCGUUGGCCGGUUGGGGAACUUCCCACACGGAAUCGACAUUCUAACGGUGGCGGAUUUCUUCUCGGUUGCCGUGCGCAGCAAUGCGUUUUUGGCGAUAAGCGAUUUCAUUUCGCAGUUUGAAGAGUACCGGAAGAAAUUGAUUGAUCAUCUUAUCGCGAAGAAGAUCAACCAUUGGGACACCAACAUUCGGGAGUUGUCGGCCCAAGCGUUGAGCAAUCUGGCCAAGCGAGAUCCGGUCUAUAUGCGGGAUGUGGUCCUACCGAAGCUAUUCGACCUCACGGAAACAACGGAUCUGAAUGCCCGCCACGGCGCAACGUUGGCCAUUGGCGAGAUUAUCCUAUCUCUGAAGCGACUGGCAGACCAACAGCAGUUGGAAGGAGAAACGUUCCUCUCAAAGCAGGUGGUGGAACGAGGAGGACAGUUGGUGAUCAAAUUCCGUCAGCGAGGGCAGUUCAAGGGAAUGAGCGGCACCUACAUGAAGCAUGGUUGCGCUAGUUACAUCAAAAAUUGCAGCGAUGCCGAACUCCCGCUGUUGGCGGAACAGAUUGAAUCCUGGCAGCUUCUUCUGGACGAAUCGAUCAUCGACGAGAAAAACACCACUCGAGAGCUUGCGGUUUGUGCUUUCUCCUCUUUCUGUUCCACCUACUAUCGCAGCGAAGACCCAGCCAAAUUGGCCAUGCUGAUCGAUAACUACCUAAAAGAUAUGCGGGACACCCAAAUUGAGCACAAAUCCCAAGGAAUUGCAGCCGCUCUCGGCGCAUUGCCCAAAUUCAUGCUACUGUUGAAAAUGAAGCCAAUCCUCGAAACGAUUGACAACAAAACGGUCCUGCCAGAGCUGUAUGCCGUUGGAUACAAUCACUCCGAGAUGCGGCGCGAUUGCAUCAAAGGAUUGGCCAACAUCGUGCAUACGGUGGGCUUCGAAGAUGACGUUUUGGAUUUGGACAAGGUCUACAAUAUCUAUCUAAGAGCCUUGGAAGAGUACGCCAUCGAUAAUCGCGGCGAUAUUGGUUCGUGGGUUCGCGAAGCUGGCGUCAAUGCGUUGUUCCAGUUUUUGACUUCGUGCCCGGCGGAAUUGCUUAAACCGGAACAGGUCCGGCGUGCUAUGGUAGCAAUUGCGAAACAAUCCGUAGAAAGAAUCGAUAAGAUCCGAGCCGUGGCCGGGAAGAUAUUCGUUUCGUUGGUCUACCACGACCCAGAAAUUCCACACAUCAGUCACAGGGAAGAACUUAAGGCCAUUUUCCCCGAAGAUACCACGGAGAUCUUGUGGCUGUUUCCGCACCACUCAUUCCCGCUGUUGAUUCAGCUGUUGAAUUUUCCAGAAUACCUGUCCAGUAUCGCCGGGGGGUUGAUUCUUUCCGUAGGUGCUCCAACGGAGUCCCUCCACAGUUGCGCUUCGAAGGUGAUGAACGAAUAUCUCAAAACCCAUCAAAGUCUAGUUCCGCAAUUUGGAGCGACCGUGCAGCGAAUUCUGCAGGCAAAAGCAACGAAGGAUCCGCUCGUUAUGUCGUCCACGUUCCAAUUCAUCUCAGAACUUUUGUCGUCAUCCUCCAAUUCCACUCUGUUGCUGUCGGAUGAAACAUCAGACUUCCCGGAAGCCAUCUUCACGUUGACGAACGAUCUCAUCGCGCAUAGCAAGAAACACCUUAGUUCUAUUCCAGCAUACUGUGCACUCAUGUUGGCACCGAAGAUAUGCAAACGCGUCCUGAGCAAGCUGGUCAUGUACCUGGGGAUGCUGUGCGUCAACAUUCGGCGGGAAACGGCGCUCAAAAUGUACGAAACCUUGCUGGUUUACGGGGAUCAAACUUGCAUUCCGGAGGAAAAUUUGGACGAAGUUUUGGCCUGCUUGAGUGAGGAGAAGUGGGACGGAGAACUGGACGAGGCGAGGAAGAUUCGCAAUCAGUUGUGCCUGUUGGUGGGCAUCAAGCCACCCGUAGCUAGGGUAGUGAAGUAGGUAGGUUGCUUAUCCGCACAAUGCAUUUAAAAGGUAUUUAUUAACGUUGAAUUUCACGCGAUCGCUUGCUAAUAUAAUAUUGUAUGCUUUAUGGAAUGCGCCUUAUGUCACCCAGUGAUGAUGCACGUUUAAAUAAAGUGAAACCAUACUAACUAACUGAUUAUAUA